GAUACUAAUAGUGAGGUCAACGAUUAAAUGACCACACCCAUUAAGGCUCAGAGACGAAGCCAAUUUGUUCAGUAUUCCCGCCUAUUGUGAUUGAGGAGGGGAUUAAGUUACUUGUCUGAGCAGAGAUAGAGACUUCUGUAACUCGUCGGUGGCGAAACAUGAAAAAUGAUUACACGUCACAUCUAUUCUGUACCUCGUCAGUGAUGCCAUUACCAUUACUACACCCGUUUCCUCAUCUGUGCCGCUGCCAUUGACUGAGGAUAGGACUCGUUAGAUGCCACUACUAUACUUAAUUGACAAUGUCGCGUGUGGCACAAAAAAAAGUUGGAACAUACAAAAUUCAAGGGAGAGAUGUAAUAUAUGAAGUAGUAGAUGAAAGUUUAAAAGUUGGUUUUCGUUCUUUUGAUACAGCUGUAGUGUAUCGAAAUGAAGAAGAUAUUGGCUAUGCUCUGAAAAAUUUAUUACCAAAAUAUAAUCUUCAAAGGAGUGAUAUAUUUAUUACAACUAAGCUUUCACCAAGUGAACAUGGAGAUCCAAAAGGAAUAGAAAAGUCUGUGCAAAGAUCUCUUAAAGCACUUAAUACUACAUAUAUUGAUUUGUACUUGAUUCAUUGGCCAGGUGCAGCUUAUAUUCCAGAAAGUUCAACAAAUAAUCCAAGCUUAAGAGCAAAGACUUGGGAUAAAUUAGUAGAAUUGAAGAAACAAGGGUUCAUAAGAUCCAUAGGUGUAUCCAACUAUACAAUCAAACAUCUAGAAGAAUUAUUGCAGAAUUGUAAAGAUAUACCACCAAGUGUUAAUCAAGUUGAGUUGCAUCCACAUUAUCAUCAAAAAGAAUUAAUUAAGUACUGCAAUAACAAAGGGAUUCAUGUACAAGCAUAUUCUUCUUUAGGAACUAGUAGCAGUACUAAUCUUUUAAGAGAUCCAAUUGUCGUAAAAAUAGCUACUCAACUUAAUGUAUCACCAGCGCAAUUAUUAUUAAAUUGGGCUUUGCAACAAGGAAUUGGCAUCAUUCCCAAAGCUGUAAAGAAAGAACAUAUAAGGGAUAAUAUACAGCUAGAUUUUGUUAUUGAUGAAGAAAGUAUGAAAGCUUUAUUUUCUCUACCUCAACAUAAAUAUGCUUGGGACCCUUCCAAUGUGUAUUAGAUAGAUUAAAUGCAAAUAAAAUACAAAAAAAAAAA
Bombus pyrosoma is the source of this 1177-nucleotide messenger RNA. RefSeq names its product aldose reductase-like. The transcript is spliced from 7 exons. Gene Ontology annotation, molecular function: oxidoreductase activity. The coding region runs from base 300 to 1142 and encodes 280 amino acids. Lineage: Eukaryota; Metazoa; Arthropoda; Insecta; Hymenoptera; Apidae. The record is from RefSeq and is a predicted model, not a curated record.